ACUUGGUCAUUUUGCGUGUUUUUACAUAUUUUGAGCUUCAAAAUUAUUAUAAGCUGCGGUUCCUGUGACUAUGUCUGAUUACGACAAUAUACGCAUUAAGAAACUCGUAUUAAAAGGAGAAAAACACAAGAAAAGCAAGAAACGCAAGAAGGAGAAGGAUGAGGCAGGAUCAUCUUCCAAGAAGUCAAAGGUGCAGGUGGACGAGGAUGCCGUGGAGCACGGCGGCUGGUGGGUAGCAAAGACAGCGGCGGACAUCACCGGCACUGUGUCCAUUGAGUUUAGCGAUCGGUGUUACCUGAAAGCCUUGGAUAACGGUUUAUUUACCCUUGGCGCACCUCAUAACGCCGGUGAGGGUCCCGAUCCGGAGGAGAUUUUCACCGCUUUUCCUAUUAACGACCGCAAGGUCUCCUUUAAAUCUGGCUAUGGAAAAUAUUUGAAAAUCGAAAAAGAUGGCAUGGUCACAGGUCGAUCCGAAGCUGUGGGCAGUAUGGAACAGUGGGAACCCGUUUUUGAGGAUAAACGAAUGGCCUUGCUGUCGGAAACCGGCCACUUUAUGUCCAUCGAUCCGGAAGAUGAUGCUUGUGUGGCGUUGCGGAAAAAGGUGGGACAGUAUGAGAUCUGCAAAGUGCGGAGCAAUGCUACACGGGACGUGGUCGUCGAUACAGAGCCGAAGGAGGAAAAGGGUGAUCUGGGCGAAGUUGAAAGGAACUAUGUUAAAAAGUUUCAAAAAUUCCAGGACAAGAAGAUGCGUAUUAAUCAAAACGACGUCAAGGAACUGGAGAAUGCCAAGGCCCAAGGAUCUCUACACGAAACCCUUUUGGAUAGACGCAGCAAAAUGAAAGCAGAUCGGUAUUGCAAGUAAACAGAUUUUUUAUUUCAAUUAUUAAAGAUUUGACUUUGCAUUUAUAGUA
Molecule: messenger RNA, 911 nt
Organism: Drosophila serrata
Lineage: Eukaryota; Metazoa; Arthropoda; Insecta; Diptera; Drosophilidae
Gene: FRG1
Product: FSHD region gene 1
Cellular component (GO): nucleolus; catalytic step 2 spliceosome; striated muscle dense body
Molecular function (GO): actin filament binding
Source: RefSeq, a predicted model, not a curated record